Molecule: messenger RNA, 1454 nt
Organism: Zingiber officinale
Lineage: Eukaryota; Viridiplantae; Streptophyta; Magnoliopsida; Zingiberales; Zingiberaceae
Exons: 3
Coding region: 360-1193 (277 amino acids)
Source: RefSeq, a predicted model, not a curated record
CACCUGCAGAAGCACCGGACGUUCCGCCGCGGCCGCGAUCUCUUUGGCCUUUGAUCUUGCACUAAACUUCUUGAGCUUCAUCUUUCACCUGGCCUUCGGAUUUGAGUGUGUUCUACAUGAUUUCCAGAAAUAAGAGCAUGAUUUACUCUAUGUCCGAAUCUCCCAUCCGGAAAACCCUAAUUGACACUCGCGAGGAACAGCGAGAACGAUUCUUGCCAUUGGCGUAUGCGAUUAGUGGUCGAUUUUCUGAGACCUAAAUUUUUUGGCGGAGCUUCCAGUGAGCGAUCAAUCAUCUGCGAUUGAAUUUUGAUAGAAUUGCCGGAUCGAUACGUUAUCAUUGAGCCGUAAGUGUUAAUCGGAUGGGGUCUUUCGAUGCUAAUAACUAUCUGCCUCCUCGUAAGCGUCUGCUCGCUGAACUCAGGAGGGAGAAUUCCGAGUUUGAUUACCUGCCGCCAGUUCCUUUUCUUCCUGGUGAUCUUGGCAUCCUGCUUCGCGAUGUUGUUAAUUCCCCGGAUUCGACUCCAGAAAAGAUCAUAGAGGUUUCCAAAUCGGUGGCUUUGGCAGCAACUGAAAUUGCUGCGGCAGCAAGAAAAACUGCAAUCGAGAAAGCUGCUGCAGCCACAAAGGCUAAAGCUGAUGCCAAGGAUGCAUUGUCGUUUCUGGAUUCCAUGAAAAGGAAUUGCAGAAAAAUGUGCCCAAGCAAAAAUAAAGUGAGGAAAAAAUGCAUCCCAAUAAAACUCCUAUACAAGACUUGUCAUCCUUCCGGAAGUCGAGAAAUUGAUGAAGAAGUUCUAUGUAAUGGCAAUUCAGAAGGGCAAAUUGUUGUCUAUUCCAAAGCUGACAAUUUUGAGGAGGAAGAAGAAGAAUUCAGUCAUCAAACAAAGAAACAACAAAAUGAGUCUGUGUUCAGACCAGUAACUGGCAGUAGGAAAGUGAGAAUUAAACGAAAGAAGUUGCCUUUGAGUCGAUGCAAUUUUAGAGAUAAAGUAGAGCUAAAAAAAUCUGACAAUCUUUCUCCUUCCAAGAAAGAAUCAAAUUUAGAUUCUGCAGAGAGUGAUAUGUCUUCAGAUGAUACAGAAGUGGUGGUUCCUGAUGGUGGAGUCCCAUCGAAGAUUACUUCCUCUUGGAAAUGCAAGAAGAUCAGAGCAUCACAGUGUUCUUCAGAUAGCAAUAUGUUGAAAGCUUUAUGUUAAUGAUCCUUCAGCAACCACUUUCUCUAUCGGGUAUUCGUACCGUAACUAUGCCCACGAGAUGAGUUUUUGGAGCAUCUUCAGUAUCUUCAUCAUUCGGAAUCAGUCUUCACCCUUUUCUUCUACAAGAUGCUUGCUUCAUAUCUUAUGUGCAAUAGCCACUUGCUUGUGUUUCUUCUAAUGCUUCACUUCAUGUUAUUAUUUCAAGUACAGUACGUUUGUGUUAUUCAUAUUUCCAAAUCAAUGAUAUAUCUAUUACUAGUA